Plasmodium berghei ANKA is the source of this 3564-nucleotide messenger RNA. RefSeq names its product conserved Plasmodium protein, unknown function. The transcript has a single exon. Lineage: Eukaryota; Apicomplexa; Aconoidasida; Haemosporida; Plasmodiidae. The record is from RefSeq and is a predicted model, not a curated record. Bases 1 to 3564 code for a protein of 1187 amino acids.
AUGAAAUUUCGUAAUUAUAUAUUUGGGCGAAUUACCGAUCCGUAUCAUAGUGUUGAAAAGAUUAAGAAUAUCUUUGAAUUCAGAAAAAGUACUAAAUCAGUGAAAUAUUUCGAUUUGAUAAAAAAAGCUGCAAAUAGCUAUAAAAUAAAGAUUGAAGAAAAUAGCGAUACAAUUAAAAAUGAUGUUCAUAGAUUUUUAAGAAAUAAUUAUAUAUGUUUUGAAAAUAAUGUGGAAGAAGAAUUAAUAUUUAUAAAUAAUUAUUUAUAUUUUGAAAUAAUUACAGACAAAUAUAUUAUGAUAUGUAGAAAAAAAAUAAAGAGAAAAUUUAAAACAAAUUUAAAUUAUUUUUAUCAAAAUAAUAAAUCAAUUAAUGAUUUAAAAAAAGAAAAAUUUAUUUCAAAUUUGAAUUCAGAAAUAGUUGGUAUAUUCCCAUCCAAUUUUAGUAUAAAAUUUUUGAAAAUAUAUAAAAAUUCUUUAUUUACAUUUAUAGUUGAACAAAGCGAUUAUCCUUUAAAUUUAUGCUACUCAUAUAAAGGGACAAUUCAUGUUAAUGAUAGAAAUUUAUAUAAUAUUGAUUCAAACUAUGUAUUAAAAGAUAUAUGUAAUGAAUGUGUAGUUAAAAAUAAUUUUAAAAAGAAAAAAAAUAUAUAUUAUAAUAAAAAUUUGUAUGAAAUAAUUAAUAAAAAUAAUUUAAGAAAAUACAGGAUAUUGACAAAAAAUAACAAAAAUCAUAAUCAAAUUAGAGAAGAAAACAGUUUUGGUAACAAUACAUUAGACAAGUGUAGACAAUAUGAAAAUAAUAUAAAUAAAAAUUGCACAAAUGAUAAAAACUAUGAGGAAUAUGAAAAGAACAAAGAGGGUUUAUAUAGACUUGUAUUACCAAUGAUACAAUAUUGCAAUUAUUUAACACAUGGAAUACAAAAUAUAGAAUAUAUUAAGCUAAAAAAUAAAGUAAAUUUUUUAAGCAGUGAAAUGAAUGAAAAAUAUCGAUGUAGUAAAUUAUUUUUAAAUUGUUCAUUUUUUGAUAAAAUUUUAAUAUAUGACGAAAAAAAUGAUGAAUACUUCUUAAAUUUAUAUAAGAGCAAAGAUCAGAAAAUUAUAUUUUUGUUAAGUGGUAGCCAUCUACAUAAUAAAUUAUUCAUAAUCAAUGUUGAGGGUAACAACAGAAAAAGUAUGAAUUGUUUUAUUAAUUUAGUUCAAAUGAAUAGUAAAAUUUUACAAGGAAAAUGUUUUUUAGAGCAUUUUUUUAAUCAUAUAAUUUUUAUAUUAAAAGGAAAAAAUAAUACUACACACAUAUUUUUUAUGAGGUGCAAAGAUCUGAAUCAUCUUAUACAAAAUAAAAAAAAUAAAACACAAAAGUUCGAAAAAAUAAAAAAACUGAAAAAAAUUGGGAACCUUUCAAAAGAUGGUUUGUAUAUUCAUGAGGAAAAAUCAAAAAUGUGUAGAUUCCCAUUAUAUGGUCUAUAUUCAGAAAAAAUAGAAAUAAAUAUAGAUAAAUAUAUAAAAAAAUUGAUAACUCUUGACGAUUGCAUAAUACAAGAUUUUGAUAUGACAAGAUAUGGAUUAGCUUUAUGCUUAUAUCGCAAUUUUUUAAAACCAUUUGUGUUCAUAAUUUAUUUGUUUAGGAAAAAUGUGAAGUUUUAUGAUGCUACUAGUUGCUCUAAAGAUGUGAUAGUACAAAAAAGGGGAAAACUAAGUUCAAAUAAUGGCAAUAGCAAUAGAAAGGAAAUACUUGUCCAUAAAAUAAAGAUGAUACAUUUACCUAUUGAAAAAGGGAGUAUACAAUCUGGUAUAAACAACAAUUUUUAUAACAAUUUUUUAAACAUACAUGUAUCCAACACAUUUGUUAAUACUAUUAGAUUGGUCAUAAAUUUAAGACAGUGUAUUAUAGCGCUUCCAAAAAAUAUACAUAAAAAUAGAGGACAAUAUAAUUCCUAUUUUAAAGCGAAAAAUAAUAGCUUUAUGUACGAUAUAGAAUUGGAACAAAUUUUUCAAAAAAAUAAAAACUUUGCUAUAAAAGAUAUUUUUAUUAACAAUUCAGAUAGCGAGCAAAUUCCUAUAACACUUAUAUAUAAAAUAAAAGACAACGAUAAAAUUUUUUUUUGUGAAAAUAAAAAGAAAGAAAAAUAUACAACUUUUUUUGAAAGGAUAAAUGAAAAUGUUAGCAAUCAAGAAAAGCAUUACCAUAACAAAUUUAAUAAAGAUGGAAAAAAAAAAUUAUAUUUAUUUUCUCAUUUUCCUAAAGAAAAAUUUGAUCUUCCAAAUAUUUGCAAAAAUGAUUUACCAUUAUUUAUAAAUCCAAGUAAAACUAUAAUAAAUGCAUAUCCAUUUUAUGGAGAAUUAAAUAUUUGCAAUUACACAGAUGAAUAUUAUUUUUAUUUGUUAAACAAUUUUGUAAUAGCUUAUUUUCACCUGACUGGGUCAGGCGGAUUUAACAAAAAAGUGGACAAAUUUAAAGGAAAAACAUACUUAAAAAUAAAAGCGCUAGAAGAUUUAACAAAUUGUAUAAAUUUUUUAAAAUAUAAAAAUAUAAGUAAUACGAAUAAUAUGUAUAUGUAUUUUUAUUCGAAUAGUGGUUUAUUAGGAGGCUACAUAUUAAAUAAUGUAAAAAAAAUAGUUAAAAAUAUAAUUUUUGUCAAUCCUAUGUUAGAUCUGUUUAAUAAUUUAACAGACAUAAAUAAUCAUUUUGUGAACUCUGAACUUUUAGAAUUUGGAAAAUUCAAAGUAAACGAAUUUCUUUUGAAAAAAAAUAAAAAUAUAGAUAUAGACAAUUUAACAGUUUUGCACACAAAAAAAAUUUGCCCUUAUCCUAGUCAGACAAUAAAGAGUAACAAUGAGAUUAGACAAUUGAAAAAUGAUGACAAAAAAAUGGAAAAAAAAAUGGAAAGAGGAAAAUUAAAGUGUAUCAAUAAAUUAUACACACUAAACCGAUUCCCAUAUUUUUAUUAUAAUAAUACAAAAAGUAUAAGGAAAAAAAUAAAAUAUAAUAUUAAUAAGAAUAAGAGACGGUAUACAAAAUAUUACUGGAAAAAUAAUUUGUUUAAAAAUAAUUUAGUUAUGUUAUAUUAUAUAUGCCCAUAUAAUAAUAUAACAGCAAAAUACAGUGAAAUAUAUACAAAUAAAGAAAAUAUAAAAGUGGAAUUCAAAAAAUAUAUGGAUAUAAAAAAUGAUGAAAAUUUAAAAAACAAUAUUAUUUUACAUAUAAAUAAUUAUGAUAUUAUAUGUCCAAAUUAUAAUUCAAUUAAAUUUUUUUUAAAAUAUAUUAAUUAUAAAAAUAUUGAGAUAAAACAGUAUUAUUAUGUUAACAUAAAGAAUUAUAAAUAUAUACAAAAUGGGACCAAAAUAAACUUCUUAAAUUAUUCCAAUUAUGAAUAUUUACAAGAACAAAAUAAUAGAAAUAAAGAUAAAGACGUUUGUGAUAUAUAUCUUUAUAAUAAUAAAACGAAUAAUUUUUAUGUUUCUAUUUCAAAAAACGGGGGGCACACUGGAUUUAACGAUUAUAUAUCACACACUAAAAAAUUAAUGGAAAAAAUUUAUUUUAUUAUUUUUUCAAAUUGGAAAUAA